UUUCAUUCAGACGCAGUACUUUACCUGAAGAAGGAUUGGAGGUUAAUUUCAAUGGCGUCGCCGAAAGGCACAUCGGAAGAUGAAAAUGAAAGCGAAAAGAUCCCAAAGCGGGCAUCGACUCCAGACUGGGGGAGUGAAGCAAAAAAUGGAACUCAUUUGUGGUGCAGAACUUCUGCCUCUGGAGACCAAUGUUAUGUCUCAGACAAUGUUUGCCUGGAUAGAGGACGUAGGUUAAAAUGCGCAUCUUGUAAGAUCAUAGUGCAUGCAGAAUGCCGAAAGAUUUUGAUAGAUAAGAUGAAAGUUCUUUGCCGAUCAACAUUCCAAGACGCAGAAAAUGGUUCUUACAGAGAGAAUACGGCUAUUAGUCAUCACUGGAUAGCUCGACGCAAACCUACAGGAAGAUGCAGAACUUGCUCAAAAACAUUUGGCGGUAAAGUCUGCAGUCUACUGAAUGAAACCGUAGCUAUGAGCUGUUCGUGGUGUAAGGAAGUAUGCCACAAUAAAGAAUCCUGUUUCAAUUCAAAAAAGAUGAGCAGCGAAAAUUGUAACUUAGGAGUCCAUGCCAACUUGAUCGUUCCGCCCACAUGGAUUGUCAAGCUACCUUGCAAAGAGACAGAAAAUUCCAAGCAAAUUUUUGCCAUCAAACCUAUUCCGUCAUCAACAUCGAUACCCCUUCUUGUAUUUAUUAAUCCGAAGAGUGGUGGAAACCAAGGAGCGAAGCUUCUUCGUAGUUUUCAAUGGCUUCUCAAUCCUCGUCAGGUAUUUGAUCUUACACAGGGUGGACCUGGCGUCGGUUUGGAACUUUAUCGUCGAGUUCCAAAUUUGAGGAUUUUGGCUUGUGGUGGAGAUGGCACAGUUGGAUGGAUUCUGUCAGUACUAGAUGAUCUUAAGGUUACAUCAUCACCUCCCAUAGCUGUUCUACCCUUAGGUACAGGAAAUGACCUAGCCAGAGCGCUAGGUUGGGGUGGA
This is a messenger RNA of Stegodyphus dumicola, 969 nucleotides long. It is a transcript of the gene rdgA, whose product is annotated as retinal degeneration A. The record is from RefSeq and is a predicted model, not a curated record. Gene Ontology annotation, cellular component: plasma membrane. Gene Ontology annotation, biological process: phospholipase C-activating G protein-coupled receptor signaling pathway. Lineage: Eukaryota; Metazoa; Arthropoda; Arachnida; Araneae; Eresidae. Gene Ontology annotation, molecular function: ATP-dependent diacylglycerol kinase activity; protein binding.